Messenger RNA from Cylicostephanus goldi, 126 nucleotides. Lineage: Eukaryota; Metazoa; Nematoda; Chromadorea; Rhabditida; Strongylidae. The record is from the annotation of a GenBank genome assembly.
UUGCUCUUCAACAUCGCAGGAUUUACGCAGAUGGCCAUCUGGGCCAAAAACAAGCAUCGUGCGUACAAGAAGGAGUUCCCCGAUUAUCCUAAAGAACGAAUGGCAAUGGUUCCGUUUGUGUUUUAA